AUGGCAUCAAGCACCAACACCGACACACUCAACGAUGCGAUCGAAGUGAACACUGCAGAUAUUGACGUUUCUAUUGCCAAAUUUCAGAAAAGAAAUCGCCUUGUUGACAGAAUCACCGCUGGAGCUAUAAUAUUUGCUCGGCAUGAGAAUGGCGAGCUAUAUACUUGGAUGAUACAACGGGAAGAUCAAGAUAGCUCUCAUGGGUUGAGCUGGGAAUGGAUGUCCGGCAAGCCGGAGAAAGUGGAUGGCACUUCAACAGAUACUGCAAGACGGGAGUGCGAGGAGGAAGGAAAAUAUCGGCCAUCAAAGUUCGCCGAUCGCGCGGUCCUUUGCUUUUUCCUGCAUAAGGAUAGACGGACUGAUAGGGUGAUUAUGAUGGCCUCACUUACGUUCAUCAUAGUUGAUGAUCAUCAGAAAUUACCUACACGCGUGUGGUCCGAUACAAAAAAAGGGCCAGACGGCGCACCUUCUCUACAGAUUAGCGCGGAGCAUAUCAACGAUUGUUGGAUGACGGAGACACAAAUUGAAGAGGCUGCUAUACACGACCAAUGCUCUGAUCCACGAAAUGAAUUCAACAUGCUCCAAACCAAAAUAAAUGUCUCCAAAGUUGGGUUCAAGAUUUUCAAAGAUUAUCAAGCCCAAUAA
Penicillium chermesinum is the source of this 645-nucleotide messenger RNA. RefSeq lists its product as uncharacterized. NCBI's taxonomy places the organism in Eukaryota, Fungi, Ascomycota, Eurotiomycetes, Eurotiales, Aspergillaceae. Bases 1 to 645 code for a protein of 214 amino acids. The transcript has a single exon. The record is from RefSeq and is a predicted model, not a curated record.